Molecule: messenger RNA, 6357 nt
Organism: Vitrella brassicaformis
Lineage: Eukaryota; Vitrellaceae
Source: the annotation of a GenBank genome assembly
GGUUGACGGACUUUGAACCACAGGACCACACGCCACAGGUCACUCACCGAUUGGUGCGUGUAUCCACUUGUAUGUGUCUGUCUUUCAAUGAGUGACAUCGUCGUCCAUGGGCCAGAGUGUCUUCUUCUCCAAUCCUACGUCGAUGCAAUGCAGUCUCGCCUCAUUUCAGACAGAUCAAAGGAAAAAGCUCGUCAGAAGGGGGUACACGCAGUCACGACAAUAGUGGCAAAAACUCCCCUUCCCUCCCCUGACCGGCCGGGCAUUCAUGCAUUCCUUCACCGGUGGGUUGGUGGAUGGAUGGAAACAAGGCGUCCGCAGACCAAGACACACACACACACACACAUCAUGACGAAUGAACGACCUACGUGAGCGGACAGGCAGCGGACAAGAAUCCCCGCCAUCCAUCCAUCCAUCCAUCGACCGUAAGGGGCGUAUCUGAGUAUCUGAGUAAACUGAGCCAUAUGUGUGUAUGUAUGUAUGCCAAAAAGGGUGGGCAGCGACGCAUGUCCGUCAACGCGUACACGGUGGCAAAAUGGAGUCCAAAAAGGGAAGCCAGGAAUGCAUGGGGGAAGCAACAAAAGUCAGGGAGGGAGGGGCUAGUCAGUCAACAAACUUCCGUCUAGGAUGUGUUGUGGGUAUGGUGGGCUUGUCUGUCUGUCUGUCUGUCUGUCUGUCUGUGUCUGUCUAUCCCGUGUUCUGGAUGCCGGAGGCGAUGGCCUUGAUGGCGACAAUGAGGGCGUCGUUGAUCUCCGCUGACUCAUCCCCAUUGCGGAUGCGCUUGAGGGUCUCAAUCUCGAUCAUGUGCAUCGGCGUCAGCCUGUUGGUCGGUCGAUACCACACACACAUGAUGAUGAUGUGCAGGUACGUUUGUCAGCCAUUGGUGGGGGCUUUGGAACGUACCAUGGCUUUCUGACGGUGAUGGCUCUUUGGGUGAUCUUGUCGUUGUCGAGGAACUCCUGCUCGCCCGUGACCUUCCUGACAUGCCUGCACACACACGCGGAGACCGACCAAAGCACAUGUGUUGUACUCGUGUAUGCCUUCCAUCCAUCCAUCCAUCCAUCGAUGUGUGCAUGCACUUGGAUGCCAGUGUGUGUGUUGUGGUGCACUCAGCUAGCUCACUCCAUGCAUUCGUCCAGCAGCGCCCUGAGCUCCUCGCCCAGCGGCUUCAGCUCCUCCGGCACCAACACCCUGUGCAUUCACACGCACACGUACCGCCACGAACACAAGAACGCAUCCUGGCUCAACUCUCUCUCUCUCUCGUUGCCGGUUAGCGUGCACACCUGUCGUAUUGUGCGGCGAUGCGGCUGUUGGCCUUGGCCAUGACCAUACCUGGACGCACACACGUUGCACCAUCCCCACACACGUCUUGAUUUAUCCGUCUGUCUGUCAGUGUGUGCAGGUGACUGACUGAUGAGGUCGAAGAACGAUUUGACGAAUGGCCACUCCUUGUACAUGGUCUUGAGCAUCUCGCCCUUGCCGCUCUCAAACACAUCGCGCAAAGCAGUACCCAGACCUACACCAGUUAGCCGCACAACACAUCCAUCCAUCCAUCCAUCCACCGAUCAUGCAGACGUUAGCCAUGUAUGCCUCACCGAGCCACACCGGCAGAUGGAAUCGCGUCUGGGUCCACGCGAAGAUCCACGGGAUCGCCCUGGUCCAUCCAUCCAUCGACACACAAUCAACCAACCAAGCAAUGAAGAAUGAAUGGGUCGGCAGCCAGCUCCUGGGCCUACUUACAGACCUGACUGACAGGCUGCUGGCUGACCUGAGUGUUUCGACGCCUCCCUGUUUUCUCUUGGCGGGUCGUGAGCCGAUGUUGAGUCGCCCCAGCUCCUGCUCGGGGGUGGCCGCGCGGAAGUACUCCACGAAACGCGGAUGCCCGUACACCACGUCGCGAUACUUGCUGCAUAUAGAUAGCAACCACACACAGACAUGGACAUGGGUACAGCGAUGUUUGUCUGCGGCCGUGCGUCCUACCUCAUGGAUACGUCAGAGAUGUGUUCCAUGAGGUCUCGCCACUCGUCGCGAAUCACACUGCGGGUCGACACCAAGUCGGCCUUCAACACUGUGCACACAUCACGCAUAGCAUACAUACACACCCAUCACACAUCAAUGUCCUGUGCUGUGCCGCAAUGAAUGAGCGUAUGUCGAUGUCGGAUGUCGGCUACCGACCGGCUGUGAGGUAUGCCUCGAGCGUCCGGUCCGUCAUGGCCUUGAGGCCAAAGGCCUGCUGAAUCACCUCACCCUGCACAUAUCAUCAUCAUUUAUUACACACAGAAAUGCACAACACCGUGAGCAGGUGUUUGUGUGUGGCCGGCAUGUAGGUACCUGAACGGUGACUCGCAGGUACCCGUUGAUGGUGUCGGAUGGCUGUGACAGGAUGGCGACGUGCUGCGGCCCCCCACCCCGCCCCACACUGCCGCCGCGACCAUGGAAGAACCGCAGGGUGACGUUGUGCGCCUUGGCCACAGACGUCACCGCCUCCUGAGCCUGACCGAACGAACCAACGCACCAACCGUCGACCCAUCCAUCCAUACAAAUCAUGACUGACUGCAUGACGGGCUGUGUCUGGAUGGUCUUCGUACCUUGAAGAGUUCCCAAGAGGAGGUCACCCUUCCUCCGUCUUUGCCCGAGUCGGAGUAUCCAAUCAUGACCUCCUGCACGUUGUUGUGUUUGUCGGACAGAUGCUUGCGGUACCACGAGGUGGUGAAGAGGGUCUCCAAGAUGUGAGGCGCACUCCUCAGCGCCUCGAUCGUCUCCAACAACGGCACCACUCGCUGCGUCAUGCCUCCCAUGCCAGCAUACUCGCGCUGGAACACCUGAAUGAAUCAUAAGAUAGAGGAAAGAAGUCGUCACACACAGCUAAGUAGAUUGGUGUGCCCGUCUGACUGACCUCGACAAGGAGCACAUCUGAUGGGUAGUGGCACAUGGAGAUGAUGUACGCCCCCAGAGACUCCCGGCCGAUGUCCGCACAGGUCCUGAACCCAACUCAGGCAGGCAGGCAGUCGAGGGCUGCCAUUGCCAGGUGCGUCAGUCUUCUGACUUACUGGAAAGUGUCCAGGACCUCCUGCACCUUGUCGCUGCACUGCCACUCGCGAGGGAUCAGCGGACGGCGGCUCUAAACGCAGCCAUGACAGUCAUGCACGACCGUGGUGCAGCCACCCACCCACCCGGCCAGCCCUCCCUCCCGACUCACCCACCUCGAGUAUGUUGACGAGUGUUUGCAUCUUCUCCUCCUCCGGGAGGCUCCUGUAUGAGCCCAUCCCGAUGUACUGGCCGACCUCCUCCAUGGCCUCGGUGUGGCGCUCCGACUCCUGACGCACAUCCAGCUUGAGCAGAGACAAACCAAACGCCAGCGCCAGACUGAACAGCACACAGACAUGGGGAGACGGACAACAGAAUGAGGGAGGGAGGGAGGGAGGGAGGGAAGGAGAUCGAUUGCGUGGUAUAUCUCUCUCUCUCUCUCCCUCGCCGCGUGUGUUGUGUUGUGUUGUGCAUACCGUAUGAGGUCGGUGAGGCGCCCCCUGGCGAUGAACCAGUCGCCGCACUUCUCCAGAGACUCGUACACCUUCAGCAGCGGCUCCACAAACUCCUCCGUCGUCCUGAACCACACACACCCAAUGACGACACUGCCGCACUCGGCGCAGACAGACCAGGGCGCUUCCUUGCUCACUUGUAGACGUAUUUCUCGAGCGUCUCGUUCUUGGGCUGGCCCUGCAGCAGAGCCUCGUGGUAGUCACGUGUCGCCUGCACACAUACACACCACAUCGACCGACCGACAAACCGACACGCAUGAGUGUCUCGAGCAUGUCUCGACGAUGGAGAAUGAAUGAAUCGCGUCAGCUGACUGACCAUGAGUCGGGACCGCACAUGGACGAGCACAUGGCGGUAGACCUCCUUCUCGGGCACCUGGCUGGUAAACGACCUGCACCACCCACACACCACACAUAGCCACAUAAUCCAUGCAUCGCAUCAAUCGGUGUACCGGCGCGUCAUGCAGGGGAGUGGGUCGUCGUCGGUUGCUUACUUGAAUCUGAGUGAGGGUUUCUUGUUCCUGGCUCCGAGCCCGUCGAGGGGAGGGAGGUUGACCAGGUAGUGCCACAACUCCUUGUCGCAGUAGUGCAAUGGUACGUCGUGCAGAAGCUGCUCUACCUGACCACAGUCACGCACACAGGAAUGAGCACACACAGGACAGCAACACGCAGGUACAUCCAGGAACUCGAUGGCCUCGCUGACAGGCUCACCUCGUUGAGGUACAGGUUACAUGCGCGGACUUUGUUCAUGAGGACCACGUUCAUCGUCACGUCAGCUGUCACAAACGGGUUGCCGUCGCGAUCGCCCCCAGCCCACGAGGAGAACAAAAACGGACUGACGGAACCAGACAACAAGGAAUGGAUGGAUCUACCGCCGUGCCGUGCGGUGCUUGGUCACCGAGCGGUGAAGGGUAUCGGCGGCUGCCCAAUCUUCUGCAGGUGGCUGUCAACGAUGCGCAAAAAUCUGCACCACACAACGACAACAACACCAUAUGCGGCAGGUCGACGUCCGGGUGCCUGUCCCUCCCUCCCUCCCUCCCUCCCUCCCUCCCCACCUUGGCAUUUCCUCCCACAGGGUGUCCUCGACGAUGUUGACUAUCUGCUGGGCCUCAUCGGACGGCGAGGGCUUCACGCGGCGCACCUCGUCUGUGCGCCACAGAGUCGCCAAGGCGCGCUUAGUCAUCUCGCGACACUGAUUGGUUGACGGGGGGGCACACAGCAAGGCGGCAGAUUGGUGUGUAUCGAGUGCAUGGGGAGGAAUGCUCUGCGCACCUCAGUCCACUCGAAUGGCGUGAUGUCUGGACGGUCGAGCUUGAUGAUGACGUCGGCGAUGCGACGCAAAUUGCGGAGGAUCGACAUGCGGACGGCCUGGGCAGACAGACAGACAGACAAAGCACACACAAUAGCCCAGAGAUUCACGCGUGCAGCGGCUGUGUUUGUUGGGUGGAUGUCGUCAGCUAUUCGUCCCCACCUGUGUGGGAUGAGCUGUGAAGACCAUUUCGAUGGUCUGCUCGCAAAGCCCCUUGUAGAUCUGCUCGGGCGUGAAGCCCAGCUUCUGCGACAUCAAACGAGGCACCACAAGUGCAACACUCUCCCUCCCUCCCUCCCUCCCUCAUUGGCUGACAAGUAGGUUUUCGAAAGUGCCCUCGAUGGUCUGGUCUGCAGCCUGGUAGUAGUGGCUCUCGUGCUCUCUGACAUACACACAUGACAACCGCACGCCACACACACCUACGUGCUGAGCACACCGGUUUGUUUGCCUACCGGUCGAAUGCGCGUCUGCGUCUGAUCCUGUGUGCGGCUUCGGCAUAGUUGGCUGCACCAACAGCACCACGGGCGAGGCGCAUGCGUGUGUGGCUGUGUGUGUUGGGUGCGGUGCCCACCGAGGUUGCACAUGUGGCUGAAAACGGACGCGAUGCAGACGAGCUGUUUGUCUGAGAGAGUGAGGAUGAACUUGCCCAGCUUCUCGAAAUCCUCCUCCUUCUGGCUGUUGUUGAAGUCCUCAGACAGGCGCCACACCUAGGUAGGGACACACAACACAAACCAAAGCACGCAGCACAGACCCAGACACAGAUCGAUGCAAUGCAUCCCUGCCUGCCUGCCCCCCUGUUGACAGAUGGACUGACCUCCAUGAUAGCCUUGAAGCUCUGUGGGUCGACGUACUUGCCAACCACGUCCAUGAGCUGCUUCCUGUGAGGACACAGACACGACAUACCGACACAGAACACACACAUUCAGACAGACAGAGAUGCCACAGCACACCGCCAACACGCAAACCGCCCUUCUCUCCUCCGAGCUUUUCCUCUCUGUCUGUCUGCCUAGCUGUCUGUCUGUCUGUCUGUCUGUCUGUUUGUCUGCAUGUCUGCCUGCCUGUCUGUCUGUCUGUCUGUCUGUCUGUGGAUCAUCCCCCCGCACCACUACACCACACAGCCCCCACCAGCCGCCACCCAGACCCACUUGAUCUCGUGUAUGUCCUCGAUGAGUGGCGUUAUGAAUUCGAUGUGGUGCAGAUCGCUCGCGAGAUGGUCAACGGCGUCAGCCUGCCAGGAGCCCAGGCGUGACUUCCAGGUCCCCUCGACGCCAUCCAUCUCCCUCGACAUGGCUCGGGGCGGCGGCACGGGGAUGAUCUCCGACGAGCUGCUGGUGGAGUAGGCUGGCGAGAUGGUGUGAUUGAGCUUCGAGAGGGGCGACAGCUGGCGCUGGAAGCCCGUGCUCAUCACACACCCUGACGCCCGACGGACAGAAUGCGCCAAAGCGCCACAAAGCACCUGCUCUGCUAAUUGAUCACUGCCCAAAACGCAGAUCUUCCCGUGGGCGAUGAGAUCUG